CUUCCGUUUCGGGGACCUGCGUGAACUAAAGAACCUUCGCGCAUGCGCAGUCUAUCACAGGAGGAAAAUGCCCUCAGAAGCCAGAAGCCGCUUUCGAGCUCCUAUUGGCCGUCGCGGCUUCGAAAGACGUCAAUGAUUCGUCGAGAAGGGAAAAGUGGGCGGGACUGAGGCUUCCAUUGGUUUACACUUCACUGGACUUUCUUGUUGGGUCAGGAAGGAGGAAGACAUUGCUUCCCUUGAGCCCCGCCAUGGCUACUGGGGAUGAUGGGCACGGCCUGAAGGAAGUGCUGGUCACUUUUAAGAAAUGCCUUACAGACAAUCAAGAGGUCCUUCUGGAUCCGUACCUAGAAGGCUGGAAAGGCCUUGUGAGGUUUCUGAACACCAUGGGCUCGAUCUUCUCCUUCAUCUCCAAAGACGUUGUGACCAAAAUCCAAAUCAUGGAGGAAUUCCGGAGCAGCGAGCGGAAGGACAGCUACGUCAGCCUCCAGUCCAUGGUGAGUUAUGAGCUCUCCAACGACCUGGUGGACUUGAAGAAGCCCGGGGACCACCCUGCGUCCGGCUGCCGGACCAUCCUGCGCCUGCACCGGGCGCUCCGCUGGCUGCAGCUCUUCUUGGAAGGCUUGCGGACCAGCGACACGGACUCCCGGACCUCGGUGCUGUGCACGGACGCCUACAACGCCUCCUUGGCGAAUUACCACCCGUGGAUCAUCCGCAAGGCCACCACCGUGGCCUUCUACACCCUGCCCACCCGGGACGCCUUCCUUGAGAACAUGAAGGUGGGCACCCACGAGGAGGCGGUGGAGAUGCUGGGAGAGGCCUUGCCCAGCAUCUGCGAGGUCUACGACGUCACGCAGGCGCUCUAUUCCCAACACAACCUCCUCGACCUCCCGUGAAGCACCGGCAACAAUCAUUCCACAUCUCCGUCGAAAUCAGAGAUCCUCUUGCUGUAAAACCAGCCUUUUCCCGUCUUAUGCUUUCGACUUCACCUCCCAUCGGCCCCUGCGGUCAGAGUCCAAAACAUCCCGAAGGCACCAGAUUGGAGAAGACUGUUCUCCUCAGAGGGCAUUUUCUUAUAAAACCAAACCUUGCACUUAAAGUUGGCUUUAGGACAGUUCUCUCCCAACCUGGCUGUUUGGAAACCUUGCCUUGAACCACCUCCCCAAGCAAACAUUUGGUCGGGAGGCCUGGGAGUUGUAGUAUUUCCAAACAUUUGGAAGUUGGAUACAGUUGCUGAAAAGGUCUCACAUACAAUCUCUGUAUCUGUUUCAAUAUCCAGAUCAUUUGGAUAAUCCAUGCGUAGCGGGCUUUUGCUGAAUAUCUAAAGAUUUCCCACCCCAUAAAUAAUCAGAACUUUGAUAUAUGUGUAAUUCCAUGCCAAGGGGUCUUAAAUCUACCAAAUUCCAAAAAGAGUCUACCUUAAUAUGCUUGUGAAUGGUAUCAUCUGAAAAAGGAAAUUCUGCUCUACAAGACUGAUACGUUUUUGUUUUGCAAUGCGACCAUUAAUAAUAAUAAUAAUAAUAAUAAUAAUUAAUAAUUAAUACAGUAGAGUCUCACUUACCCAAGCUAAACAGGCCAGCAGAAGCUUGGAUAAGCGAAUAUCAUGGAUAUUAAGGAGAGAUUAAGGAAAAGCCUAUUAAACAUCAAAUUAGCUUAUGAUUUUACAAAUUAAGCACCAAAACAUCAUGUUAUACAACAAAUUGGACAGAAAAAGUAGUUCAAUACGCAGUAAUGCUAUGUAGUAAUUACUGUAUUUAUGAAUUUAGCACCAAAAUAUCACGAUAUAUUGAAAACAUUGAUUACAAAAAUGCGUUGGAUAAUCCAGGACGUUGGAUAAGCGAUUGUUGGAUAAGUGAGAUUCUACUGUAAUCAGAACUUUGAUAUAUGGGUCAUUCCAUGCCAAGGGGUCUAAAAUCUACCAAAUUCCAAAAAGAGUCUACCUGAAUAUGCUUGUGAAUUGUAUCAUCUGAAAGAGGAAAUUCUGCUCUACAAGACUGAUAGGUUUUUGUUUUGCAAUGCGACCAUUAAUAACAAUAUUUAUUAUUAUUUAUUUAUUUACUACAUUUAUAUGCCACUCUCCUCACCCCGAAGGGGACUCAGAGCGGCUUACAAAUCAAAUGUACAUACAAUAUAUUAUUAGCAUAGCACAAUAUAAGCAAUUAAAUUACUAUAUUGUACUAUAUAAUUUUAUGGUAAUAUUAUUAGUAAUAUUACAUUUAAUAUAUAAUUAAUAUUAUAUUAUAUUGCUAGCUGUCCCCGGCCACGCGUUGCUGUGGCGAAGUAUGGUGGUAUGGGAAAUAAAGUACAGUAGAGUCUCACUUAUCCAACAUAAACGGGCCGGCAGAACGUUGGAUAAGCGAAUAUGUUGGAUAAUAAGGAGAGAUUAAGGAAAAGCCUAUUAAACAUCAAAUUAGGUUAUGAUUUUACAAAUUAAGCACCAAACAUCAUGUUAUACAACAAAUUUGAUAGAAAAAGUAGUUCAAUACACAGUAAUGCUAUGUAGUAAUUAUUGUAUUUACGAAUUUAGCACUAAAAUAUCACGAUAUAUUGAAAACAUUGACUACAAAAAUGCGUUGGAUAAUCCAGAAUGUUGGAUAAAUGAGACUACUGUAUUGAGGAAUUGGUGGUAGUUAAGGUAAAGGGUCCCCUGGGCUGAAUGGGUUGCUAGGAGAUCAAGUGAACAGAGCUUAGCCUUCUAACUGGCAGCAAUUGGAUAAAAACAAUUAUUCCUCUCCCUCUAAUUAGGACUUUAUUUUUCUUUUCUUUUUGUUGUAUCAACCUAGAGGCAUGGAUGAGGGGUUGUGCUGUCAAUUUUUGAGGUUGUGGGGUGUUUACUUUUAUUGUUUUGUCCACUGCUGUGAUGCCAUUACUCUUUUAUAUAUAUAUAGAUUAAUUAGUAUAAUAUUGUAAUACAUUAUAAUAUUAUUAUCAAUAUUAUAAGUACAUACAAUAUAUACAAUAUAAUAAUAAUAAUAAUAAUAAUAAUAAUACAGUAGAGCCUCACUUAUCCAAGCUAAAUGGGCCAGCAGAACCUUGAAUAAGCGAAUAUCUUGGAUAUUAAGGAGGGAUUAAGGAAAAGCCUAUUAACCCCCUUCCCUAGCCCCGCCCUUUAGUCUCAAAAGGCCUCUCAGGAGAGGUAUAGAGGCUCAGCCCUGUCUCAGGCUCUUAGAAGGAGCCCCGCCCCCUUCCCUAGCCCCGCCCUUUAGUCCCAAAAGUCCUCUCAGGAGAAGUAUAGAGGCUCAGCCCUGUCUCAGGCUCUUAGAAGGAGCCCCGCCCCCUUCCGUAGCCCCGCCCUUUAGUCCCAAAAGGCCUCUCAGGAGAGGUAUAGAGGCUCAGCCCUGUCUCAGGCUCUUAGAAGGAGCCCCGCCCCCUUCCCUAGCCCCGCCCUUUAGUCUCAAAAGGCCUCUCAGGAGAGGUAUAGAGGCUCAGCCCUGUCUCAGGCUCUUAGAAGGAGCCCCGCCCCCUUCCCUAGCCCCGCCCUUUAGUCCCAAAAGUCCUCUCAGGAGAAGUAUAGAGGCUCAGCCCUGUCUCAGGCUCUUAGAAGGAGCCCCGCCCCCUUCCGUAGCCCCGCCCUUUAGUCCCAAAAGGCCUCUCAGGAGAGGUAUAGAGGCUCAGCCCUGUCUCAGGCUCUUAGAAGGAGGCCCCGCCCCCUUCCCUAGCUCCGCCCUCCGUGUCCCAACAAGGACCUCAGGAGAGGUAGAUUCCCAGCCCUAUCUCCGGCACUUGGGAAGAGGCCCCGCCCCUCUCCUGGCCCCGCCCCCGUGUCCUAAUAGGUGCCAUCACUUUGGGAAUCACUGCCUUAAAGGGAAAGGCAGAGUCACAUCAUGGAACGUUGUAUGUUGUCAUGACUCUGUGACCCCAAAUUAGCAGCAUAAUCCACAUCGAUAGCAUGGGGCACAAUGUCCUUAUCAUCCUUGGAGUGCUGGAUGCUCGAACAAUCGUUUCUGAAUGUCUCUUGUGUUGUUAGUCAUGUUGGCAGGGGGAUUCUGGGAGUUGCAAUCCAAACUCAGGGCAGCUGUUAACUAAUUAAUCACUGGAAUUGCAAAGAAAGACGAAUGAACAUUUGAGAAGGAAAUAUUGACUAACUGUCCAAGUCUUUGAAAAUAUUCUUUCCAUUGCACAAGAUUUUUAGAAUCAUGACAAUCGUGUGUCUUGCUUUUGUGGAGUGUCACUUUUGUCAUAAUCCACCAGUUUUGGGACACAAAUCAAAACAAUCUGUUGCAUUUUUGUGUGUUGUCUUUCACAAUUCAUCUUCAAUCGCCGAUGGGAGGGAGGUGGCGGGUGGUGCCGAAGCAGGCUGCCAAAAAAAGCAUUUGCACAAUUAUAUUAUGGGUUGGACGCAUGCACUGUGAUUUGUGUACAUUUUCUCUCCCACAAUGUUUGGAUUGAAAUAAAUGUUUUCAGUCACGCA
This is a messenger RNA of Anolis carolinensis (green anole), 4408 nucleotides long. RefSeq names its product ceramide-1-phosphate transfer protein (gene cptp). The transcript has 3 exons. The record is from RefSeq and is a predicted model, not a curated record. Bases 249 to 893 code for a protein of 214 amino acids. Lineage: Eukaryota; Metazoa; Chordata; Lepidosauria; Squamata; Anolidae. Gene Ontology annotation, biological process: intermembrane lipid transfer. Gene Ontology annotation, cellular component: cytoplasm. Gene Ontology annotation, molecular function: lipid transfer activity.